AUGUUAGACUCUUCUGUCAACAAGGGGCCGUCUCGCCAGAUGUUUGCAGAACAGGCCAAAGAAGUCAGCAAGAAUGGAACCACAACGCCGAAACUCAGGACUGCUUGUGAAAACUGCAGACAGUCCAAGGUGAAAUGCAACUUGUCUGGCAAAAGCACCUGCACUCGUUGUCUGCGUCAUGGACUACAAUGCCGAUAUGGGUACGCAAAUCGGUCGGGUAAACCCAAGGGGAUCAAGAACAGAGCCACGCUGAAGAAAAUGGGGCGGCUACACGAAGGGAAGAGACCUAUUGACAGGAUAUUUGGAGAAGGGAGUUGUGGGCUCUUCAUGGUCGAGAUGACUCCUGCUAUCACUGAACAGCGCAUCAACCAGGUGAACCAUGGUGCGAAGAGUAUAGAUGAGAAUGGGUCGUUGGAUACAAGACCGUCACAGAGUCCAAGCAGUACAACCAUUGAAACACCUUUAAUUUCGAAUACCUCUACAUCAGGCACGCCAAUGAUGUUGAACGGGUUCGGCGGCCCGUAUCCAGGACACAUAUUCGACUUGGAUCCUAUCGGGCAGUUGCCGGUCGGGCUAGGAUGUCACGCUUCACCGUCGAUACAGUCUCUGCAAAGUGAUCCUGCCGCCGAAGACAUGACCAACUAUCAUUACCACGCUCUUCCAAUCCCCCACGACUUACAACCGACGUGCAAAUGCUUUGAAAGUCAAGUAUCUUACAUGAGCCAGCUAAGCCAGGUGGUCUCUGAGACAAUCGAACCGCGCUCCGAUGAUAGCCUUGGGAAGAUUAAAUCCGCACUGCAGGCCUGUCGGAUCUUCCUCCAAUGCACCAGCUGUCGCAAGGACAGCACGAACGUGCUUCUUUCUCUUUCGAUAAUAGAACUAGCCCUGCAACUCUUUGAGCGUUGGAUGUCCCACAAAACCCAACAUACUGGAUCAGUCCGGGACGAAAGUAUCCUGGGGAUCCACUACGGUCAUUACGAAGUCAGCCAGGAGGAGAGCCGAAGGAUCCGCAACUUCCUCAUCGGAGGUCUCCUCGUACGCUGUAAGGAGAUCUUGGCCAUGCUCAGAGAGGCGAUCGAUACGUGCAUCAUCCCGCAGCAGAAAAUAACGGCCGGGGUUGGUGCGGAUGCUUUGUUCUUCGCGCAAUCUAUGUUUGGCGAGGCAACUGAUCAACCUCUUACUAGCGGUGUUUCAUGGUCUCCGAUGCCGGGACAGAUGAGCCCGUGCAUGGAUGACGGCAAUGCGAAUGGACUGCGGCAAAUGGUAACGCAUUAUGAUGGUACGGUGGACGGGCUCCUGCGGUUGGCAUCUUUGGAUUUCAUGCAGUUAGGUGUGAGCUGA
This is a messenger RNA of Monascus purpureus, 1341 nucleotides long. Lineage: Eukaryota; Fungi; Ascomycota; Eurotiomycetes; Eurotiales; Aspergillaceae. The record is from the annotation of a GenBank genome assembly.